Molecule: messenger RNA, 309 nt
Organism: Panicum virgatum (switchgrass)
Lineage: Eukaryota; Viridiplantae; Streptophyta; Magnoliopsida; Poales; Poaceae
Product: defensin-like protein CAL1
Exons: 2
Coding region: 1-309 (102 amino acids)
Biological process (GO): defense response
Source: RefSeq, a predicted model, not a curated record
AUGGCGCUGUCUCGUGGCAUGGUCCUCUUCUUCCUGCUCCUCCUCGUCGCAGCAGAGAUAGGGACGAUCGAUGCCAAGAAGAAAUCAAAGUUUGCCAAGAAGACCGCAAAGUCCCUAACGAAGGAUAAGGAGGAGGAGAAGAAGGAGGAGGAGGAGAAGAACCACUGCCUGUCGCAGAGCCACCACUUCAAAGGCUUCUGUUUGAGUAGCGACACCUGCGCCGAGGUGUGCCAGAAGGAGGGCUUCCAUGGCGGCGAGUGCAAGCUGCAUAAUGCCAUGCGCAAGUGCUUUUGCAAGAAGCCUUGUUAG